CCUCUUCUACCUUAUAUUUGUAAGCAAGGUCUAAGAAACAAACUGAUGAUAGAAUCUCCAAAAUGAUCGAAAGAUAUAAAUCGUUGAUAGAUCUCAUAAGAUCAUCUUCUCAACCUGCCCAAUUGCUUCAAAUUCACGCCCAUCUUUACCGCGCAUCAUUUAUACACGAUCCAUAUGCAUCUCUCUGUCUUUUAACCUCCGUCGCCCGCUUAUUCCAUCACAACUUAACUUAUCUCCGACGGAUUUUCAAUCUCACGCGAAACCCAAAAUUGAAUCAUUACACCGCCAUAAUCAGAGCUUACUCAAACAGCAAAUUUCCUCAUGAAGGAUUCAAAUUAUACAGAGAGAUGCGACAGAGAGGUAUUUCCCCUGACGCCUUAUCGUCUUCUUUAUCCACUAAGUCAUGUACUAAAAUGUCUUGGUUAUUCGGUGGUUUACAGCUUCAUGCUAAGAUUCUAAUAGAUGGGUAUCAAUCCGAUAGUUUAUUACUAACUACAUUGAUGGAUUUUUACUCAAUUUGUCACAAGAGUGAUGAUGCAUGUAAGGUGUUCGAUGAAAUGCCAAUUAGAGAUACUAUCUCAUGGAAUGUAUUGAUUUCUUGUUACACCCGUAAUAAACGAACUCUAGACGCAUUAUCUGCGUUCGAUACAAUGCAAUCGCUAGAAUUCGACUGUAAACCGGAUCAAGUAACUUGCUUGUUAGCACUUCAGGCUUGCACCACGCAUUCGGGAAAACUUGAAUUCGGAGAGAGAAUUCACGAUUACAUUGAAAGAAACGGGUACAGUUCCAUUCCUAAUAUAUGUCACGCCCUCGUAUCGAUGUAUUCGCGAUUCAAUCGUAUCGAAAAGGCUUACAAAGUAUUCACCACAUCUGCUAAUAAAGACUUGGUCUCUUGGACAUCGAUCAUCUCGGGUUUUGCGACGAAUGGACAUGGAAAAGUAGCGAUUGAUGCUUUUAUUGAGAUGGAGGAAUCGGGUAUUUCUCCUGAUGAACAUGCCUACACUGCAGUUCUCUCCGCCUGCAGUCGCUCGGGACUUAUCGAUGAAGGUUUGAUGAUUUUCGACCGGUUGUUAAAAGAAACCAUAAUAAAGCCAACCAUACAUCAUUACGGAUGUAUGGUCGAUCUUCUAGCUCGUGAAGGCUAUCUCAAGAAAGCAUACGAUCUUAUUCUUUCGAUGCAGGUUAAGCCAGAUGCUAAGAUAUGGAGAACACUAUUGUCAGCUUGUAGAACUCAAAACCAAAAUCAUUCUGUCAUAGCUGGGAAUGUGGUUGAGCAUUUGGUCGAACUUAGAGCUCGAGAACUCGGGGACUACGUAUUAUUACUGAAUAUAUAUUCUUCGUUGGGAAACCACGAUAAGGUUGAGGAAACGAAGGCCAUGAUGGGUGAGAAAGGAAUCGGGCUAUCAUCUGAUUGCAGCACGAUCGAAGUGAAUCGGAAGUUGUAUGAGUUUUUUGCAGACGAUAUCUCGCAUUAUCGAAAGACAGAAGUUUACAGAAUGGUGGAAGAGGUUGGACAGCAACUGAGGAUUGCGGGUUAUGAUGGAGAUGGAUUUGAUUUGCAUAGUGAAAAGUUGGCGAUUGCUUUUGGACUUUUGUCGACUAAUCCUGGAUCGACAAUAAGAGUUGCGAAGAAUCUGGAUGUUUGUUCUGAUUGUCAUAGUUAUGUUAAGUUGCUUUCUAGUGUUUAUAAUCGAGAAAUUAUUAUUAGGGAUAGAACCAAAUCGCAUAGUUUCUGGCUUGGGCGGUGCUCGUGUAAUGCCUAGUUUUGAAUUCAAAACACUUUCUCGAUCUGAAUCUGAAUAUUUGUUUG
Molecule: messenger RNA, 1810 nt
Organism: Impatiens glandulifera
Lineage: Eukaryota; Viridiplantae; Streptophyta; Magnoliopsida; Ericales; Balsaminaceae
Product: pentatricopeptide repeat-containing protein At3g47530
Exons: 1
Coding region: 63-1763 (566 amino acids)
Biological process (GO): RNA modification
Molecular function (GO): RNA binding; zinc ion binding; protein binding
Source: RefSeq, a predicted model, not a curated record